Molecule: messenger RNA, 2820 nt
Organism: Hyla sarda
Lineage: Eukaryota; Metazoa; Chordata; Amphibia; Anura; Hylidae
Product: actin-like protein 6A
Exons: 14
Coding region: 132-1421 (429 amino acids)
Biological process (GO): nervous system development; regulation of transcription by RNA polymerase II
Cellular component (GO): SWI/SNF complex; NuA4 histone acetyltransferase complex
Molecular function (GO): chromatin binding
Source: RefSeq, a predicted model, not a curated record
UUACCACACCGGACGUGACGUAGUCAACGUGCGGCGAGAGCGUUCUAUUGUUGGCGCGUAGCGUGUUUCUCCCGGCUACAGCUCCCAGACGUAGUGACCCGGUACCGCGGUGUAAUUUUGCCAAGCUGGAGAUGAGCGGAGGCGUGUACGGAGGAGAUGAGGUGGGGGCCUUGGUCUUUGAUAUUGGCUCCUUUUCGGUACGUGCCGGCUAUGCAGGGGAGGACUGUCCCAAGGUAGAUUUUCCUACAACAAUAGGUGUGGUACUUGACAGGGAAGAUGGAAGCACACCUAUGGAGACGGAUGGCGAUCAAAACAAAGCAAGAGGUCCAACAUACUACAUAGAUACCAACUCACUCAGGGUACCACGGGAAAACAUGGAGGCCUUCUCCCCGCUCAAAAACGGAAUGAUUGAAGAUUGGGACAGCUUUCAAGCCAUCUUAGACCAUACCUACAAAAUGCACAUUAAGUCAGAGGCUAGUUUGCAUCCGGUUCUAAUGUCCGAGGCGGCUUGGAAUACAAGGGCAAAGCGAGAGAAAUUGACAGAACUGAUGUUUGAGCACUAUAAUAUUCCAGCGUUUUUCCUCUGCAAAACUGCAGUUCUCACAGCAUUUGCUAAUGGUCGAUCUACGGGUUUGAUUUUGGAUAGUGGUUCCACACACACUACAGCCAUUCCAGUACAUGAUGGAUAUGUACUUCAACAAGGGAUUGUAAAAUCUCCUCUGGCCGGAGAUUUCAUUACAAUGCAGUGUAGAGAAUUGUUUCAAGAGAUGAAUGUGGACUUGAUCCCUCCAUACAUGAUUGCUUCAAAGGAAGCAGUACGGGAGGGAGCUCCAGCCAAUUGGAAAAGAAAAGAGAAGCUACCUCAGGUCACUCGAUCUUGGCACAAUUACAUGUGCAGUUCUGUAAUACAGGAUUUUCAAGCAUCUGUUCUCCAGGUUUCAGAUUCCACCUAUGACGAGCAGGUGGCAGCCCAGAUGCCUACGGUCCACUACGAGUUUCCAAACGGUUAUAACUGUGAUUUUGGAGCUGAACGUCUUAAAAUUCCAGAAGGAUUGUUUGAUCCUUCAAAUGUUAAGGGUUUAUCUGGUAAUACUAUGCUUGGUGUCAGUCAUGUCGUGACUACAAGUGUUGGAAUGUGUGACAUUGAUAUCAGGCCGGGAUUGUAUGGCAGCGUAAUUGUUGCUGGAGGUAAUACUUUGUUACAAGGCUUUACAGACAGGCUGACACGAGAACUCUCGCAGAAGACUCCACCGAGCAUGAGGUUAAAGUUGAUUGCAAAUAACACAACAGUAGAGCGAAGGUUUAGUUCUUGGAUUGGUGGUUCUAUCCUUGCCUCUCUGGGUACAUUCCAACAGAUGUGGAUUUCUAAACAGGAAUAUGAAGAAGGAGGGAAACAGUGCGUGGAAAGAAAAUGUCCUUAGUUUAUCAGGCUACUUCUGUCAUGUGCCCUUUUCUGAAAUAGCUUUAGUGCACUCAGGAAACCUAUGGACUUAUUUUGUAGUUGACAGCCUGCGAUAGAUGUUUGACUCCUCAAUAGAAAUCUGGGUAGCAAGCAUUUGCGUUCAACUCUUUCCAAGCAAUAACCUCCUCCUAUUUUAUCAUUUUUCCCGUGAAGCUUCCCCUUCACUCAGACUUUAUUGUAAAUGCAGUUUCUGGCAUUGAGAUAUUCAGGACAAGCAUCAGGAUCAACAUUUGAGAUUUAUAAGAAACUGCUAACUGCCUUUUUUUUUUUUUUUUUGUGUGAAAUAUUUAAGAAAAUCCUACUGCGGUUUUUAUAUUUAGCAAGUUUUGUUGAACAAACUAAUGAAUGGUUUCAUUAUUAAAGUUACUGCCUAAAUACAUACAACUUCUCUCUGUGUUUUGGGGUUCUUUUAAUAUUCCAAUACUAACCAAAAUGGCCACUUCUCAACCAAGAGAAACGUUCAGCUGCUUAGUGACUAGAGAUAUGAAAAACUGAAGGGUUCGUAUAUCUCUUUGAAAUGAGUCCUUAUUUCUGUAAAUUAUCCAUGGUCUUAACUGUGCAGCCUCUUCAAUUGGACACUGUCUGACUAAAGGGUGGCACAGGCUCCAUUCAUUUCUAUGGGAGUGCCCAAGAUACCAGAGUACAGCACUUGGACAUCACCGGCACUCCCAUAAAAUACAUUGGAGUGUGUGCCAUCUGCAGCAUACUGGGAGCCCCCCACAAGAUCUGCCAUGUUUGUGAUGCUCUGACAAUCGUCUAGCUGUCAUAAUAUGGCUGUUAUCACGGUUUGGAUAAAUAAAAAAGUACUAAGAGUGAAUUAUAUUUCUAGAUCCUAUUUUGUUAUGCUUUUGUAGUAAGCAUUAUUGGUCUAUUCUGUGCUGACCUGUUGGAGAAGCCUCUAAUAAUAUAAAAGGGUUUCCAGCUGUCUUGUGGAGGUUUGUACGGGUCUGUUACUAGAUCCAUUAAACUGCUCAUUUAUUGGGUUUGUGUCCCUAUCUUUGAUUCCCCGUAAGGCUGGAAUUCUACUUAGCAGUUUUUGAGCCGAAUUCAAAAGUGUAUUUAAAAGGAAUGGGAAAUAUAAAAGAAGGGCUUAUGCUUCUCCCUCCUCAUGGCUCCACUUUUGGUGUUGACUCAAACUGCAGUGGCAGUUCUCCAAAAAACUGUUAAGUGAAAAUCCAUUUUAAGGGCGCAUUCACACAGGAGGAUCCACCGAGCAGCAAACCGCCGCUACGAGCAGACACACUGCGAUGUGCAAGUUGCCCCGUGCAUGCGCAGUAUACUUGUUGCACACGUCGCGGCUGCUCUCGCCUAGUUCAAGUAGCAGGGGGAGCGGCCGCGAUGGAUCCGCCCGUGUAAAU